Molecule: messenger RNA, 2095 nt
Organism: Hippocampus zosterae (dwarf seahorse)
Lineage: Eukaryota; Metazoa; Chordata; Actinopteri; Syngnathiformes; Syngnathidae
Product: UNC93-like protein MFSD11
Exons: 13
Coding region: 276-1625 (449 amino acids)
Source: RefSeq, a predicted model, not a curated record
AGUCACCCCCCCCCCAAAAAAAAAGCAGAAGUGGGGAGGGAAAGAAAAAACCCUCCGUUAAUCGAAGUCACAAGUUGUCAUGCACGCGUUGUGUGGCAGCCUUAAAAGAACCUCACGAUGUUGCCACUACCGCCCCCUACUACAUUGGCAUUUUAUUAAAUGUACCUGACAAUUGGGAGGUUUUCAAAAGUUUGUUCCGGUGAGUUUGGAGGGGCGAAGUCCGUGAAAUGUAGCAGCGAGGGCGACGAGGAAAAGAAACAAGAAAAAGAAGCACCAUGGCAGACUGGAGGACUUUUAAUGUGGUGAUUUUGGGCGUGGGAUUCUUGUUUAUCUUCUCCGCCUUCACCACCUGUGGUAACGUUGAACAAACGGUGGUGAAAAGUCUGCAGAAUGACACCUUCACAGGAAGUGGAUACCACAGUCUGGGAAUCAUCUAUGGAGUCUUCUCGUUGUCCAAUUUGGUGGCGCCCGCCGUGGUGGCCGUGCUAGAACCAAAGAUGACCAUGUUUUUGAGCGGGCUGAUAUACAGUGGCUACAUCAGCGUCUUCAUCGAGCCGUCCACGUGGUCCUUCUACUUGAUGUCCGUGCUGCUCGGCAUUGGGGCCGCCAUGCUGUGGACGGCUCAAGGGCAAUUUCUGGUGGAGAAUUCGGAGGCUUCAACUAUCAACAGGAAUACGGGCUUGUUCUGGGCUCUGCUGCAGUGCAGCAUGUUGUUCGGCAAUCUGUGUAUUUAUCUGGACUGGAACGGAAGAGCAGAAAUACCAGAGAGCAGCAGGAAGAAUAUCUUCCUCUCGCUGUUGGUGGUCUCCAUCGUGGGGACGCUGUGCUUCCUGGUGCUGAGGAAGACUCACCUGCCAGAGGAGGAGAUGCUCUCAGAGGAGGAAGGACAAGCGCUGCUUUCGGCUCACGUGGUGUACAAGCACAGCGUCAACACGGCCGUUCAGGACGUAAAGGCGGAUUUCAAGACUAUGCUCCAACUCCUCAAGACCAGAACCAUCCUGCUCCUGAGUCCCUGCAUGGCCUACAGCGGCCUGGAGCUGUCCUUCUACAGCGGCGUUUAUGGGACGUGCCUGGGAGCCACGGCUCAGUUCGGCCAGGCUGCUAAAGGCCUUAUUGGGGUCUCUGGCAUGGUGCUGGGCGUGGGCGAAAUCAUAGGCGGAGGCUUGUUCGGCUUGGUGUGCAAGAACAAUCGAUUCAGACGCACCUCGGUGGUCUUCCUGGGAAUGGUGGUACACUUCGUGGCCUUCUAUCUCAUCUUCCUCAACAUUCCCGAUGACGCCCCGGUGGUCUUCAGCACCGCCACCACCAAGAGCCCCUUUCUCACUCCAAGCAUGUCCAUCGCCCUGCUGUGCAGCUUCCUGCUGGGCCUGGGAGACAGCUGCUUUAACACGCAGCUCUACAGCAUCCUGGGCUGCGUCUAUGCCGAGCAAAGCACACCCGCAUUUGCCAUCUUCAAAUGUAUACAGUCGGUUUUCGCAGCAUUGGCGUUCUUCUACAGCGGCAACACGCUGCUAAUGUGGCAGCUCCUCCUCAUGGUGGUGCUGGGCUUCAGCGGCACGCUCUGCUUCUUCGUGGCCGAGCGCAUGCACGACGUGGACGCCUCCUCCAUGGUGGUAUUGGAAUAACUAGAGGAAAAAAAUAAAACUACAUAAAAGGACACUAUGAAAGGCAAGCAGCUUUAAGGCACCGAAGCUUCUCUUGGUUUAAAUCAUUGUGCUCAAGGCCUUAAGACUACACCGCGAUGACGACCGUUCGGUAAUACUCGUGCAAUCCUCUUUAUAAGCGUAAUCGUUUUGUUUGCUGCGCAUGGCCUCCUAUGCUGGUGAAACACUUUUAGGAAAACUGCUACUUCAUUGCUUUCAUUGAUCAUCUUUUUUUUAACUUUGAGGUGCAGCAAUCUCUUCUCUGUGGUCGCAAUUCAUUUCUAGCGCCGUGAAGUCUUAACUUUUUAAUAGACGCACUCGACUGUAGAUUGUUUGUUUAAAGCCACUGCAAUCAAACCGACAUUUCAAAAUAAAGCAAUUUGUUUAGCCUGCAUUUCCCUAUUCAUUUUUGACACUAAUAAAAGCACUCUUGUAGUCUGAGUGUAAUUUGA